AUACGGCGUACCUGUCGUACAUUAUUUGCAUAUGAAAAGCCACAUGCCAUUGUGUGAAUUUGAUGGGAGUUGGUGAUCGCUGUUUCAUUGUUUUAAAUCAUAUGUGCACAUUCUUCCAAAUUUGAAUUGUAGAUGAUAUAUUUUCGAAAAUGUGUUCUGCAGGCUGAGAAUGGAUUGAAAACAAAUAUUGACUUGUUUUGUUUUUGUUUUGGAAUUUUGCUGUACAAUUGUUUACUGAAAGUAUAGAGAAAUAUUUUGCAUUUGAUUGCUAAUUAAUGAACAAACAACCAUGACAGACUGUGUAGUAUGAUCAAACAGGGAGUUGUACAGGAAAAGAUAGCUGAUCUAUCCAUGAACCAGUUGCCACCACUCAGUAAUCUACCGCAGUGGUCACGCAUCAACACACUGGACAGAGGACGCUAUCCAAAGCCGUUUGUCAAGGACAAACACAAUCCAACUGUGGAUGGAAAGAAGGAUGAAGAAAAUGAAGAGGAUAAAGAUGUAACGGAGAUGAAUCCGACUCAGAGGAUCCAUCAUCUUGAGAGGAGUAUCGGAUUCCUUAAACAACAACAUCAGGAAGUCCUUAGGUGUUUACAUGAAGAAAUAGAAGGACUUAAAAAGGAAAACAAAGAUCUCCAGUUUAAGAUUAUUAUGAGUCAAAAGAAUCAACAACAGUCAGAAAAACGAAGUGCUAGUACUAAUAGUCAUAAAAGUCGGAAAGAAGAAUCUCGUUCACGAGGUGGUGCUGGUAUGGAUAAAGAAUAUUCCUCAAAUUCUCUGAUCUCACAAACUAUAGAAAUAACUAGCUCUGCUGGACGAUCUCGGGAAGAAAGAAUAGAUGAGUUAAAGAUUAUAUUUCUAGAAGAAGAAAUUAAAGAAUUAAAGCAUGCAUUACGAGAAGCAAGGAAUCGUAAUACUUAUCUGACUAACUUGUUAGAACAAGCAGAGGAUGCCAAAAAGAAACAGUCACAGAAGAUAGAAACUUUACAAUAUCAGGUCACACAAGGUGGAGGACCAUUAGCUGAACAAUUAACUACAGGGAGCAUAACUCUGUUCAAUAAUCCUCAGCGACCCCCAGCAUUGUCUGAGUGUGAAGCUGUUAUAAGACAUCUUCAACAUGUUAAUGAACAACAAAAACAUGAGCUGGAUUCUUUGAAGUCAGAUCUGAGAGAUGUACUGUAUUCCCACAAGUGGACACCUGAUGCCUAUCUCCUUGCCAAGGCUUACAUAGCGGAAGAUGAUGCCAAAGAACAAGAUAAAACACUACCUAAGUUAUCACUUAAAAAUCCGUCCAGAAAAUUGCCAGAUAUAGCUUAUAUAAAUCAUGAUUCUGUCGUCCUCCCAGCGUUAAAACAAACCGUAGGUAAUAAAGCUGCAGAAAGGAGAAAGAGAACACAGAUUCUACAGAAAGCCAGAUUACGAAAGGAGGUGUUACCAUAAACCAUUAUUCGGCUGUGAUAAUGUUGUGUGUUAUCAUGUGUCAACUCUGUUAACGUGUGCAAGUGUGUGAUUGUGUAGUGUAUGACUUACAUGUUCUUCAUUUUAUCAUUGAUUUAUUUUUUUUAAAUCCUAUUAAUAUGUAUGCUAAUUAAAUGAUCUUUAUUUAUAUAUAUACACAAACAAACUAGCUUAUUAUAAUCUAUUUUACAGUAGAGUAGGGCUUUUUUUCUAUUAAGAGAAAGAAGAUGUAAUUGUGAUAAUGUUAACAUUUGUGAUACUUUUUCCGUCCACCACACAUUCCUUUGUCUUUAAAUAUUUUUUAAGGUACAAUGCUUAUUUAAAAAUUUGCUUGUCAUUUGUUUAUUUAAUGUUAAGUCAAUGAUGAACAACAUUACCAUACUUGACUUUACUAUUAGAAUUUUUUAAAUUAUGGUUUAAAUACUAGUGGUGAAUUAAUGAGCCCAAGAAAAAAAAUGUAUAUUAAUGAAUAACUUUUUGGAUAGAGAAAAAUACACCUUAAGUUUGGAAUACUGGGUUGUUAACAAAGGGGAUAUUUCUCUUCAUAGAAUUGAUUGAAAAAAAUUAAGGGGAGACAGGGUUUUUUACCUUAAAUAAUUGACAUUUUCACCUUGGAAUGUAACUCCCAACUCAGGUUCUAAACGUACAUGAUAAUAUGCAAUUUAGGUCUGACACUAGUAUGGUUAGCCCAAAUUAAGAUUUAAAAAUAUUUUUUUAUUGGAGUAAUUCACUUAAUAUUAACUCAAGGUCAAUCCUUUGGGAAAAUUUUGACGGUGACUAAGUCUGAUCUGUACUCAAGUUCAAUAUGAAUAUCAACAUAUCUAAGGCCUGAGUGAACUUUUUACUAUCACAGACCCAUUCAUUUAACAUUGUGGUUUUCUGAAUUGCUAUACUCAAAGAUUUCAAAGCAACAUUUUUAAACUUGAAAUGACCAAUCUGUUUUAUUAAUAUGUGUUAUUAGAAAAUAUUAUACUUCAAGGUGUUUUUAUUUUGAACAGACAUUCCUUAAGAAAAAUUCAAAAUUAAAAAUGUUUAUCCACAAAAUAGACUUAUUUCCUGGUAUUAGAUAGCAGGGAAUCUAAUGUUCAAUUUUGUUUACAAUUCAAUCCGUCCAUAAAUUAUUCCUUAUAUGUAUUAUCUGUCAUGUACAAAUGAUGUAGGUGUCUUAAUUCUCCUGUAUAUUUUAACAGGUGACACAGCUUUCUGUGACCUUUGAACCUGCAUUUAUUGUGUUGAAAAGGUGUGUAAUGUGUUCUGUACAUGUAUAUAUAUUGUGUACUGAUUAUAUACACCAGGUCAAUGCAUUUUAUUCACUUCAUAAAAUGUCAUUCCUCACAUUUUUAUGAGAUUUUGGAUAGCCCUUGUUUGUCACAUCAAGUGUGUUCCAGGAGUUUUUCUUUAUUGUAUGAUAUGAAUGAAUGUAUAUAUGUAUAUUUCUUUUAUUUAAAGCAUCAAGGAAAAUGAGAAAAAUUCUAAAUUCCAGAAAAGGGCUGGCUUGUCACCAAAAAAAAUAAAACUUAGAAUUAUUUCUAAAUAUACUGAAUUUUUUUUUGAAAAAAAGAAUUUUUAUGUCGCAUAUUUUUUUAUGAUGUCAAUUUAUAAAAUUUUGUUCAAGUUUAGAUAAGGGGAAGACAUUCAUACUAUAUUACACAAUGAUGCUAGUCUAUGAUUGCUAUGACGUCUGAUGGCCUGUUUUGGGGUCUUUUUUGGGGGGCUUCUUUAAAGCUCAAGCAACCCAUCCAGACGUCGGUGCAAUUUCAGCCUACUGUGGAUUCACUUAUUUUCAUGGGUACUAAUUUUCGUUGAUAAAGGUUUGAAUUUAUGGAUAUUUGAUUUUGCCAAAAUUUGCAUACAAACCUUUAGAAAAUGUGAUCUUUGUUGAAAAUUUAAAUUAAUGGUUCACCUGUAACCACGAAGUUCUUGAAAAUAAGCAUCCAAUGAAUGAUAAUGAAUCAACAGGAAAUAAUGUACACAAGAAAUAAAAGUUGUUAUUUCCCAUUUGGCAACAAUUUUUGUUAUACUCUUAUAUUCUUAUUAUUCAUUAAGAAUAUAUGUUUUUCAGUCCAAUGUACUGGCAAGUUUUAAAUUACAACAGAUAUAGAAGAUAGACCUAUUUUUUAAUCGUUUAUCAACCUGACAAUAAUUCAUCCUUUUCUUAAUUUUAAAAUUACAAUUAUUUUGCUUGUUUAAAUGUUAUGUAUAAACAGUUUUAUACUACUGAACUUUUUAUGUGUCACUAUUUGGAAAUUUUAUUUUUCUAUUUUUGGUUUGUUAGUUAUUGUUUCAUGAACUUUUAAUGUUUUCUGUAUUCACAAUUUAAACAAGUGAACGAGUAAAAUCAUAAUUUUUUUAUUUGUAAACUUCUAAGUCAUUCUGUUUAAGAAAGAUAUUUUAAUGAUAGUACAUUUUUUGUACUUAAAUUUUUUUUCAAUUCAACUAUAGGUGUCAACUAUUCUUGCCACUGGGAGCCUCCUUUUUAUGUUUUCCGAAAUUUGGAAAUUUCUCACUGAUGACCAGUCUGUCCGAUCUUCUAUUUUGGAAUAAAAAUAAUCUCCACCAUUAUUUCAUUAUUUUGUUGUUGUUUCUAAUGUAAACAUUGACAAGUUUUAUUUGUCAAAACAUUGGGAUUCAAUUGAAUGUUGUUUGUAAAAAAAUAUCAUUAUUAAAAUUAUAAGAUAAAAUAUUAGAAAAAAAAGAAAUAGGUUUUGCAGAAAAAAUCUCCUUCUGCCGUUCUUGAGAUGAAUCUCCAUUUUUGAGGACUUGAAAAGUUGACACUUAUGGUUUUACUGAUCUUUUCAAUGGCUUUUAGAACAAUAAUAAAAACAAAAUCAGUUGAA
Mytilus californianus (California mussel) is the source of this 4295-nucleotide messenger RNA. Its product is annotated as coiled-coil domain-containing protein 74A-like. NCBI's taxonomy places the organism in Eukaryota, Metazoa, Mollusca, Bivalvia, Mytilida, Mytilidae. The record is from RefSeq and is a predicted model, not a curated record. The transcript is spliced from 10 exons. The coding region runs from base 307 to 1440 and encodes 377 amino acids.